Molecule: messenger RNA, 361 nt
Organism: Racocetra persica
Lineage: Eukaryota; Fungi; Glomeromycota; Glomeromycetes; Diversisporales; Gigasporaceae
Source: the annotation of a GenBank genome assembly
GUUUUGUUUGGACAAAAUCGAAUCCAUGUUUCCCCCUUGGCUAUUGGAAAUAAUGAAUACUAUUAUUUAUGUGGUGAAUAUAAGUUGACAAAAUUUAUCAUCGCGUAUAGACAUCGAUCCAAGAAUAAGUGCAGUGAAAAGGAAGUUCGAGACUUUGCAGCUAUCUUAGCAAGAAGAUCAACACCUUAUGUUGGAUUUCUAGUAAAACUGUUAGGGUACACGAAUAAUGAACCACACACCAAAAAGGUAGAACAAGAAGAUGAUGGUGAUAUAGAACAAGAAUUAUAUGAAAUAGAUGAUGAAGUCGAGCUGUAUAAAAACAAUGAAAUUGAACAUAAAAAUGUUGUUAUGGUUAUGGAGG